This is a messenger RNA of Struthio camelus australis, 2807 nucleotides long. NCBI's taxonomy places the organism in Eukaryota, Metazoa, Chordata, Aves, Struthioniformes, Struthionidae. The record is from RefSeq and is a predicted model, not a curated record.
CAUGAAUCAGCGAAUCAGCCAAAGUGCUCCAGUGAAACAGCCACCCCCUCUGGCUCCUCAGAGUCCUCAAGGUGGCGUGAUGGGUGGGAGUAGCUCCAAUCAGCAGCAACAGAUGAGACUUCAGCAGCUGCAGAUGGAGAAGGAAAGGCUGAGACUGAAGCAUCAAGAACUGCUUCGGCAGGCAUUGCGGAAUAUCAAUCCCAGCACAGCAAAUUCUCCAAAACAUCAGGAAUUGGCUCUCCGUAGCCAGCUUCCAACAAUGGAACAAGACGGUGGUUCUCAAAAUCCCGUGUCAUCUCCUGGAAUGUCUCAGGAACUGAGAACAAUGACUACAAAUAGUUCUGAUCCCUUUCUUAACAGUGGAACAUAUCACUCCAGAGAUGAAAGCACAGACAGUGGACUUAGCAUGAGCAGUUAUAGUGUACCCAGAACUCCUGAUGACUUCUUGAACAGUGUUGAUGAGAUGGAUACAGGUGACAGUAUCAGCCAAAGUAACAUACCGUCCCAUCAGAACCGUUUCCCAGACUACCUUGAAGCCAUUCCAGGGACAAAUGUGGACCUUGGGACACUGGAAGGAGAUGGGAUGAAUAUAGAAGGAGAGGAACUGAUGCCAAGUCUGCAAGAGGCUUUGUGCUCUGACAUCCUUAAUGACAUGGAAUCUGUCUUGGCAGCCACCAAGCUAGAUAAAGAGAGUUUUCUUACUUGGUUAUAGAGGCCUCAGGGAGACUGAAUUCUAAAUCUGUGAAGGAUCUAAGGAGAAUAGGACAUCUAUAUCUGAAGUUCAGAACAAGCCACUGUGGCAGACUUUGGCUUGUGUUCAGAAAAAGUAAAUGAACAAAUAUUCAACAAGAUUCUUUCGUUUUGCUCUUCCUUGUCCAUCGCUGCUGUUAUAUAUUGCUGACUUUUUUCCACAGUUGACUCUGAAGAACAGACAUCUUCUUGAUCUUUUUCUAUUGCUGUUGCAACUACUGUUCAAGGGGGGUGGGGAGGGAUGAUGAGCCUGUGUGGAUGACGAAUGCCAUUCCUUUUGUCCUAGUGUGCGCUUGCAUAUCAUUUUAUCUAAGUACUCAGAUUUGAGAGUUAAUUUCUGCAUGUCACUGCUUGUAGUUUGCUCAGCUAGUUGUCUCCUGCUGCCUGUGGCAAGUGGUAAAACAUGACGUACUGGGGUGACAAGCCAAAAAUGAUGUAUCUCGUCAAAAGAAGUCAAUACUGAUUUGGAGAUAUGACUUAAAGGAGGGCUAAAGACUGUUUGACAUUAAGUGUUUCUACUAAUAGCUCUUUCAUUAGUCACAAAGUGCUCUUGUUCAUAUUUUAUGUUAUAGUAAAUCAUGAGUCAUUUUACAUAGAAACAUAUAUGAACUUUGAUUGUUGCCACGUAUUCUAGCCUAACUUUUGUUUGUCAGAAAUAGUUUGAUUAUUUUUGUUAGUUAUUUUAACUGUAGCUGUAGGAUGGGAAGUAAUUAUAGGUGUUCUUUUUUUAAGAGUGAAAUCUAAGGGUUUUUUUCUGAUUUCACAUAGUCUUAUUUAAAUCUGAAUUGUCUGCUUUUUUUAUACCUAAAACAUGCUUAUUGUAGCCUGAUAAGCUAGUGAGUACAUGAAACAGUAUGUUUUGCCUGUAACUUCUUUUUUUUUUUUUUAUUUUUUAAAGGCUAGCUUUGAAUGUAAUCAUUAGAAUUCAUGACCAGUGGCUUAUUUUUCAUGUCUAUUUGCAAGAAUUUUGAAUUAGAGUCUGAUUGCAGCAGUGUAAAACGUUAGAAUCCUAAGUAUGAUGUGUAAAAUUUUUAAAUGCAUUUUGAAGUAGCAGAAAUCAUUUUAAAAUGACAGAAGCAUCUAAUCUCUCUUCUGAUUCUCAAUUUUGCUAUCUAGGUGAAUUUAGAUUUCAAAAUCCUUAAUGGAAGAGAAUCUUAUGAAAAGCUUCUCUUAAGCUAGCAUGGAAAAAUACUGUAAACUAUUAAUUUCACUCUACAUUGCAAUGAAAAGGCUGGAACACCAAAAAAAAAAAGUCCUCAUUAAAACUCUUUAGUAAAAUAGUUAUCAAAUUCUGUUUGGUGAAAAAUAAGCCCUGGACACUAUAUGUAGAAGACUGUAAAGAUAUGUGUUAGAUGGUGACAUGAGCAGGUAAUGACGUGUAUAUUAGUAGUAGAGCUUAGCAUGGGGUAGAGGUGAAUAUGAAUUAUCCUUAUUUUAACAGGAAAAGAUGUAUCACUAAGUUGUCUGCAGGAGUUGACACCAUUUCCAAAGAGUAUUUUCACAUGAACAAAAUGAGCAUGAAUCAAACUUUCAGUAUAAGCUAUGAAGUUUUGUGGGGUUUUUUGUUUUUUCUGAUUGAAAAUGGUGUCACCAGUCAGCACCUCUAUAAUUAAGGGCCUGUCACCAUUCCCAACACGAGCCCUUAUUUUCAAGGGUGUAUAACGUGGCUAUAAAGAUACUGUGUGAAACUUGGUUUUGGAAGAUCUCAGCUAGCAGAGACGACUUCGCAGGGGGGGAAGGGAAUUUUUUUAAAGGAAUUGUUUAUUUUUCAAGUUGGGAAUAAAUCAGUAAAACAAAAAAUGACCCAUAUGAUAAUUUGGAUUUUUUUUUUUUUUUUUGUAAUGCUUCAGAGACAGAUCUGUUUCAGAAUAAUUUAAGGAGUGAAAGCUCUGAAAUAAGUCUCUUAUUUUAAAAACUGAAGCAGCAGAGGCAGAGAUUUGAAAUUUGCCACUCUAAGUGUACAUUUACUACUUUACAUAAGUAUUUUAGUAUUUGAAGUAAGCAAAAUUGUUUGUGGCUUGUAAUGGAAUACAGGCAGGUUUUUAAACACCAGUUUU